This is a messenger RNA of Gallus gallus (chicken), 3902 nucleotides long. It is a transcript of the gene MAPK1IP1L, whose product is annotated as mitogen-activated protein kinase 1 interacting protein 1-like. NCBI's taxonomy places the organism in Eukaryota, Metazoa, Chordata, Aves, Galliformes, Phasianidae. The record is from RefSeq and is a predicted model, not a curated record. Bases 16 to 1140 code for a protein of 374 amino acids. The transcript has 3 exons.
GCGCACUGCUGAGUAAUGCGAAGGACCACUUGGUACGGAUGUGCACAAGCCGAGGCCGACAGCAGCACCCACCGCGGCGGACAUGGCGCACAGCGCCCUGAGGGGACGGCGGAACCGCGCCCACCCGCGCCUCCCGUCAGCGGCAGUGGGGGAGGGGCAGCACCACGUGACAGCGGGACGGCGCGCGGGCUGAGGGAGGGGAAGGGCGGGACGAAUGGGGGAGGGGGGUCGUCACGUGGCUCGCGGCCCCCAGCGGAGCGGGUGGGGCUUAGCGUGCUCGCCCUUCCGGUCGGCGCGGGGGCGGGGCGUGUGACGCACUUCCGCUUCCGCUUGAGCGUAGGGGUGGCGGUGGUGCUGCGGGCCGCCGCCUGCUGCCUGGUUCCGCUCCGGCCUGUACCGUGCUGCGCUUCUCCCGCAGAUGCUUUACCCGACCAGUCCCCCGCGAAGACCUCCAAAGUGAGCAGUGCGAAGCCCGGCCAGCAGCCCUCCCAGCCGCCGCAGGGUUGGCCGCCAUCGAAUCCUUGGAACAACCCGAGCGCUCCGCCUGCCGGGCCCGCAGCACUGCCGCCAAACACGUCCGCUUCCAGCGUGCCCUUCGGACCUCCGCCUACAGGAAUGUAUCCUUCAAUGCCCCCCGGACCGCCUGCUCCAUUUCCUCCUCCUCCUCCUACCGGACCCUCUUGCCCUCCUCCCGGAGGUCCAUAUCCACCCCCAACUGUGCCAGGUCCUGUCCCACCGGGGCAGUAUCCUCCACCAAACAUGCCCUUUCCAGAGCUUCCAAGACCUUACGGUGGUCCAACGGAGCCAGCUGCGCCUCCUGCUCCCGUUGGGCCGUGGGGAUCCAUGCCCUCUGGAGCAUGGGGACCGACAAUGGGAGGGCAGUAUCCUGCACCCAGCAUGCCAUAUCCACCCCCGGGGCCAUACUCUGCUCCUACCCAGACUCCAGGGGCAGCGCCAACAGUACCGUGGGGUACAGUCCCACCUGGAACGUGGGGACCUUCACCGCCAGGUCCGUUUCCUCCACCCGCAGGAUCAUACCCGGCUCCAGGACUAUAUCCUACGCCCCCUAAUCCUUUUCAAGUGCCGUCUGGUCCUGCUGGUGCUCCAUCAAUGCCAGGCGGCCCCCAUCCUUACCGUUGAAUACGUUCUGGGCAACAAAGUACUGUAGCUUUCCACCUUCAUCCACUACUUACAGAGAUUUUUACAGUUUUUGUUUCAGUAAUGUUUGGGGCUAUGAAGAAUACUUGCCUCUUGUAUGUGCAUUUGAGGUAUGAAGGAGCAAUUUAGCAAUUUGCAUAACAUUAACUUGCUCGUAUGCUGGCGUAAUUGUUUGGUUUAAUAAAACGAGCUACAAAGAGCAGAAGUCAAACUGAAAUCUACGGUUCUUACUCUGGCAAAUAUUCCUUGGGAGAACGAGAGCUGCCAAGUAAGGACUGUAAAGAAUCAGGCACAAGGACUUGCAGAUCAAAAACAGCUUAAAUUUCCACGGAUGCUUUAGGUCUUGUUGCCAGACUCGUGCUGGUUGUUGAAUGGAUGGGUAGUCAUAUCUUGUCUAUUUUCAGGUUAUUCUAAAAUGUCUCAAUAAAGAGUAUUUCAAGAUUUUUGUCAGGAAAUGUAAUUUUUGAGCGUGCUACAGUAAUGGAAAUGAAAGAGACGGAGCGCGUGGACUCGAAGGCUUUCUCAGCAUUUUGUAAAUACUCAACAGAAUUGCUCAGUCUGGGACUGCGGAGGAGAAGACGUGCGUUGAAAUGCCUGGUCUGACCUGUCAGCACUCUGCUGCUGUUUGCAGACGGGCGUUUCUGUGCGGAUGGAGUGACCUGGAUGUGCAGUUCCCUUGGAAUCAACCGGUGUGAGUUUCGUGCAUGCCAAUGAGGACUUCGUUUUGCCAGUUCUCGUUCUGUGGUGGUUGGAGGUUUGACUUGGUCUAUGUAAAGAAUUAAUUCCCACGUAGGUAAAGUACUCCCCUAUAUCUAACCUGGGUUCUGGUUGUUUAAAAUAUGACUUGUCUGCCGGGUUGUGUAAACUCAGCAGGUGUUUUCAGAGUCCCUAGAAACUGAACUUGAGCUUAAAAGACGAAUAAAACCGGCCUGGCCAUUCCCUUCCCAGCAGGUUUUGGUGGGGCGUUUAUGUCUGUGUGCUACAGAGAUCCCUUGUGCCAUCCUUACUGCCACGGCUGGGAGCGAGCAAGUCUCAUUGGGCUCCACUGAACGUGGGAAUGGAGAGCAGCGCUCUGUUCCCAGCAAGGUGCCUGCAUACUUCACUGAGAGAGCAGAAUCUGGGAGGCGUUGAAUGUUUAGAAGCCCGUGUGCUGCUGUGUGGCUGUCCCUGCUCUGGGAGGGGCACUGCAGUAAGUUUUAUAUUCUUGCCAUAUCUGUGCAAAGGACGUGCUGGGGUAACUGCUGGUGUAGCAUUACUGAGGCACAGCCACGUGUUGGUGAGGAGCUCUGGUGGUACUUCAUAGCCUGAUUUGACAGUGGACAUUUUGUUUAUCCCCAGAUGGGGGUAUCCUAACUUAGCCUCUGUAGGUAGAAUUAGGAACCGAUGUUGCUUAACAUGGUAGCUCGUUAGGGAGUCUUUGUAUCGUGGAACUGUGAAAGCAAGUUAAUUUGCUUCCCAUACCUUCCCAUGGCUUCCUGCAUGCAUAUGAUGAACUUCUCCAGACCAAGUGGGGUGACCUGGUGGUGGUGGUGGUGCCUGUUAGCUGUCCCAGCCCUUAUGGCAGAGCCCUGCGGUGUCUUUGCGGAGGAGAGCUGCGGCUCGUUUUAAUCUGCCAUGAAAACUGAAGGUACGUGCAUCGUUCGUCCUUUAGUUAUAGGAAGGCAGUACUGGAGCUGAAGAGAAAUGCUUCACAUUCCGGCAUAAAUCCCAGCUCUGUAACCCAAGGAAUCAGAACCCAAAGUGUCAGUAUUACCUGAAACAAAGCCCUUGGCCUCCCAGGCAGCACGCUUCACUUGGAUCUUGGCAAGACCAAUUACAAAUACAGUAGAACACUGCCUACAUUUGCUCAAGUGCUUUUAAUUUCAAUACCCGCAGCCUUAGGUUAUAAACCAGUGCGACGAACAACACCUAUCCCACGUGAAUGGAUCGUGCAGCACGCUCCAGUCUCAGAUUGCACUCGUGUGUCUUUGCAGGGAAUGGGAAGAGGUAGGAAAGGAGAGGGCAGCAAACGUAGCAAGUAAUGACUCACGGAAGGGCGUCUGUGAUGGUAAGCAGGCUUCUGGGUUCCUCCUGAAGUAGGCAGGAUUUAUUACUGGAACACUUAGGCUAAAAUUCAGUAUAUAUGGGAUGUUUUUUCAAUGUAUAUUCGUAUUUCUUGAGGUCAUGAGAACUGUUUCAUAACCCCUUUGUUUUUGUGAGCAAAGUUCUUUGCAUAGCAGUGAAAAAAGGGUAUACCUGUUAAUCUAUUGUGUAAAAACUCAAGUUGUCACUAUAUGCCGUGUAGUAACUUUAUCACAUGUUAUGUCAAGUGUGAGCAACUUCUGGCCUGAAGCUUUUGCAAUGGAAUUCGUACAUUUCUAUGCAUCGUUUGAGUUAAAUUGCUGAGAAGUUUGUUUUGUGCUUUGAGGUUGACAUACUGCAUUUGUUUACAAUAUGAAAUAUAAGCAAUCACAUCUUUAAAGUAUAGAUUAUCACCUGCUGCUGUAUUUUCUUUAGAUGAAACAAAUAUUGCUGUAUGAUAGUGAGAAGCUAUAAAUACAGGAUUUGAUAUUUUUUUGAAAAUGCUGUCACUUUUGUAUAAGAUUAGACAUUAAACGUAUUUUCAAGACUGUUGUGUUCACUGUUUUUCACUUACAGCCUUUGACAUGCUUGUGUAGAUCUCUUUUCUUUGCCUUGAAUUGAAUAGUAAAGAAAUAGGACAUCCUUGAUUUGCAACGACUGAAUAUAAAAUCAGAAUUAUUUGA